Messenger RNA from Sphenostylis stenocarpa, 1161 nucleotides. The record is from the annotation of a GenBank genome assembly. NCBI's taxonomy places the organism in Eukaryota, Viridiplantae, Streptophyta, Magnoliopsida, Fabales, Fabaceae.
AUGAGUACUAAAAGGAACACAUGGAAGUCUGUGAUCUUGAUCUUAAAUUGUUACAAGGUUAAGUGCCCCUUGAAGGAAUCUGAGAAACAGGUUUUGAAACAAGGGUCUUUCCAGAGGCUGUGUUUAUCUGAUGUGAGCAACCCAAGCUCCACUCAGGCCAUUGAGGAUCUUUCAAUUUCCUUUGCUGGCUCAAAACUUAAUGCAUUCACACUUGAUGAGCUAAGGGAAGCAACGCACAAUUUCUCAUGGAGUAAUAUGCUAGGAGAAGGAGGGUUUGGACCUGUGUACAAGGGUUUUGUGGAUGACAAACUGAGGCCAGGUUUGAAAGCUCAGACUGUUGCUGUGAAAAGGUUGGACUUGGAUGGCUUGCAAGGUCACAGGGAGUGGCUGGCAGAGAUUAUAUUUCUUGGACAGCUAAGGCAUCCACAUCUUGUCAAGCUAAUUGGGUACUGUUAUGAGGAUGAACACAGGCUUUUGAUGUAUGAAUACAUGCCAAGAGGCAGCUUGGAGAAUCAACUCUUCAGAAGAUACUCUGCUGCUAUGCCAUGGUCAACCAGGAUGAAAAUUGCAUUAGGAGCUGCCAAAGGUCUGGCCUUCCUUCAUGAAGCAGAUAAGCCUGUAAUAUACCGCGAUUUCAAAGCUUCCAACAUUUUACUAGACUCAGAUUUCACAGCUAAACUCUCAGACUUUGGUCUAGCCAAGGAUGGCCCUGAAGGGGAAGACACACAUGUAACAACACGCAUAAUGGGAACACAAGGCUAUGCUGCUCCUGAGUACAUCAUGACAGGUCACCUUACAACCAAGAGUGAUGUGUAUAGCUAUGGAGUAGUGCUGUUGGAACUGCUUACAGGAAGACGAGUGGUGGAUAAGUCUCGGUCGAAUGGUGGGAAGAGCUUAGUGGAAUGGGCAAGGCCUAUGCUGAGAGAUCAGAAAAAGGUUUACAGCAUCAUAGAUAGUAGACUAGAAGGGCAAUUUCCCAUGAAAGGGGCCAUGAAAGUUGCUAUGUUGGCUUUUAAAUGCUUGAGUCAUCACCCAAAUGCAAGGCCAACUAUGAGUGAUGUGGUGAAGGUGUUGGAGCCACUUCAGGACUUCGAUGAUGUUUUCAUUGGACCAUUUGUGUAUGUUGCCGUCAGUGAAAAUGGUAACAAACAUAAAAUAUAG